AUGGCAAGACUGGUUGGAAUAUAUAGCAUGAUGAACAAGUUACUAAUAGUGGUGAUUAUAGUGGCUGAGAUUUCAAGAAUAUUUUCGAUAGAAGAUAACCCUUCGAAGGUAUUUGUGGUGGAGUUGAACAAGUUGUUGGUGAAUAAUAAAAUUUCAGAUGACUACUGCAUUGAUGAAAGAAUAUUUUGCGAUAAUGAUCAGAUCAGUAUUGUGAAUCUAGAAGCGGUUAAUAUAUCCAGAUUUCCUGUAGAGAUUAUAAUAAUUAAGGAUACAUUAAAGAGUUUGACAAUAACAUACGAAAACCUGAAAGAUAACAUUCCAGAUGAAAUUUAUAAAUUGACUGAAUUGGAAUAUCUAAAUUUAGAAGGGAACAAAUUUAGUGGUAGUUUGAGUGAUAAUAUUAAAAAUCUGAUUAAAUUAUCGUAUCUUAACUUAAAUGGAUCGAAUCUAUCUGGACCAAUACCUGAUGGUCUAUAUUCACUGAGUAGAUUGCAAUUUCUGAUAUUAAAAGAUAACAAAUUUGAUGGUAGUUUAAAUGAUAACAUUAAAUGUUUGGACAAGCUAUCGUACCUUGACUUAAAUGGAUCAAGUCUAUCUGGAUCGAUACCUGACGGUCUAUAUUCAUUAACUGAAUUAGAAUAUCUGAACCUACAAGGAAGUAAAUUUAAUGGUGGUUUAAGUGAUAAGAUUAGAGAUAUGAAUAAAUUAUUGGCUCUUGACUUAAGUGGAUCAAAUCUGUCUGGACCGAUACCUGAUGGUCUAUAUUCAUUAACUGAAUUAAGAUAUCUGAAUCUACAAAGAAGUAAAUUUAAUGGUGGUUUAAGUGAUAAGAUUAGAGAUAUGAAUAAAUUAUUGUCUCUUGACUUAAGUGGAUCAAAUAUAUCUGGACCAAUACCUGAUGGUCUAUAUUCAUUAACUGAAUUAAGAUAUCUGAAUCUACAAGAAAACAGAUUUGAUGGUGGUUUAAAUGAUAAGAUUAGAGAUCUGAAUAAAUUAUUGUAUCUUGACUUAAGUGGAUCAAAUAUAUCUGGAUCGAUACCUGAUGGUCUAUAUUCAUUGACUAAACUGGAAUAUCUAUAUCUUAUGGGUAACAGUAUCAAUGGUACUUUAUCACCUAAGAUUGGUAAUAUGAUUAGGUUAACUAGUCUAAAUCUGAGUUUUAAUCAAUUAAGUGGAACUAUACCAAAUGAAAUAGGUGAUUUAAUCAAUCUGAAAGAUUUAGAAAUGAGAGACAAUGAAUUUGAAGGUAAUAUUCCUGAUCUGAGUCGUCUAGAAUUUUUAGUAAAUAUGAAUAUUAGCUCAACAAAACAUAUUCUGAAUGCAAGUUGUGAUAAUAAAACGUUACCUCCAUAUAUUACUAAGAACAGAUGUUUCAUUGCACCUGUGAACAGAUUAUGCAAUAGUACUAUACACUGCGAAUAUAGCAAUAAGCCUGUAGGUAAAUCAUCAAUUGGUUCAAUGUUCUACACACCAAUACUGAAAAUGGUUGUUAUGAUGAUAGUGUGCAGAGGUGUGAUAGAGACGGAGAGAUUUAUUGAGGGUUGA
Messenger RNA from Schistocerca gregaria, 1545 nucleotides. RefSeq lists its product as uncharacterized. Bases 1 to 1545 code for a protein of 514 amino acids. The transcript is spliced from 3 exons. Gene Ontology annotation, molecular function: protein binding. NCBI's taxonomy places the organism in Eukaryota, Metazoa, Arthropoda, Insecta, Orthoptera, Acrididae. The record is from RefSeq and is a predicted model, not a curated record.